AUGGCACCAUCCACUUUCAUGACCUCAUGGAAUGGCACCAUCCACUUUUGCCAAUGCUAUGGGGUUACUUGUGGCCGCCGGCACCGGAGGGUCACAGUAUUGGACCUCAGAUCCUUAAAUCUUGUGGGCACCAUAUCACCUUCCAUUGGUAAUUUGAGCUUUCUAGAGGUACUAAACCUUAAAAACAAUAGCUUCACUCAUAAUAUUCCUCCUGAACUUGGUCGUUUGAGAAGACUAAAAGCACUAUUCCUGUAUAAUAAUUCACUCACUGGUGAGAUUCCAUCCAAUAUUUCUGGAUGUUCUAACAUUAUUUAUUUAGUUCUUCUUAACAACAAUCUGAUAGGAAAGGUUCCUGUAGAGCUCGGCUAUCUCUCGAAGCUUCAAUGUCUUUUUAUAGAUAAGAACAAUCUAACAGGAACUAUCCCUCAUUUUCUUGGAAACUUGUCUUCUUUUACUGCUCUUACUCUAGCUUUCAACAACUUUGUUGGAAAUAUUCCGGAUGCUUUAGGACAACUUAAAAAUUUUCAGUAUUUAGACGUCUUUGAUAAUAAGUUGUCUGGCAUUAUCCCUCCCUCAAUCUUCAAUCUUUCUUCCAUUACAUAUUUGGAUAUAGCAUUUAACCAUUUUGAAGGAUUUCUUCCUGCAGAUUUGUUCACCACUCUUCCAAAUCUUCAGAAUCUUUGUUUUGCUCGCAACCAAUUUACUGGUCCCAUUCCUAAUUCAAUAUCUAAUGCUUCCAAAAUAGUCCAUCUUCAGUUGCAGGGAAACGCUCUCACAGGAAAAGUGCCUCCUUUAGAGAGAUUCAACUUUCUCAUUUUGCGGGAGUUGGAUAUUAGUGAAAAUAACUUUGGAGGGUCCUUACCUGAGUGCAUUGGCAACUUGUCAUCUAAUCUUGAAAAUUUGAGUUUUUAUAAAAAUCAAAUAUCUGGAAGCAUUCCAACUGGUAUCGGAAAUCUGGUCAACUUGGCAAUUCUAGAAGUUUAUAGCAACAAGCUUUCAAGUAUGAUUCCCCAGAGGAUUGGAAAUAUGCAAAAUGCAGUGGUUAUGAGUUUCCAUGAGAACAAGAUCUUCGGACCAAUUCCAUCAUCUCUUGGAAACCUUACAAAGUUGAAUAGACUUUCUUUUGCUGAUAAUAACCUUUCAGGGUACCAUUCCAUCAAGCCUAGCUAA
Messenger RNA from Jatropha curcas, 1170 nucleotides. Lineage: Eukaryota; Viridiplantae; Streptophyta; Magnoliopsida; Malpighiales; Euphorbiaceae. The record is from RefSeq and is a predicted model, not a curated record.